AUGAUUGUGAUCAUAGUAAAGAUGCUGGAGUCAUCUGUUCAGAAGUCAGACUGGUUGGAGGUUCUCGCUGCUCUGGAAGACCGUGUGAAUGUGAGGUUGGUUGGUGGUAACAGUCGCUGUGCUGGCAGAGUGGAGGUUCUUCAUAGAGGAUCAGUCUGGAUGAAUGCUGUCAUGUGUACUGGAUCAGAAUCCACACUUAAGAACUGUGGAUCAUUAGGACAAGGUAGUCAAAGCUGUGGUCCUAGUGGAGAUGCUGAAGUCAUCUGCUCAGGCGUCAGGCUGGUUGGAGGUUCUCGCUGCUCUGGGAGGUUAGAGAUACUUCAUGAUCAGACGUGGAUGUCAGUGUGUGAUGCUGUCUUUGACCAGACGUGGAUGAUCAGAAUCAGUCUGGAUGAGUGCUAUGAGUGUAUUGGAUCAGAAUCUACAUUGAAGAACUGUGGAUCAUUAGGACAAGGUAGUCAAGGCUGUGGUCGUAGUGGAGAUGCUGGAGUCGUCUGCUCAGACCAUGUGAAAGUGAGGUUGGUUGGAGGUAGCAGUCGCUGUGCUGGUAGAGUGGAGGUUCUUCGCAGAGAUCAUUGGGUAACUGUGUGUGAUGAUGGUUGGGAUUUGGCUGAUGCUGCAGUGGUGUGUAGAGAGCUGGACUGUGGAGAACCUGUAGAUGCUCUGGGUGAUGCUCAUUUUGGACCAGGUUCGGGAUCAAUCUGGAUGAAUUAUAUCAUGUGUAGUGGUUCAGAGUCCACACUGAAGAACUGUGCAUCAGGAGGAUUGGGUUACACAGAUCUCCGACUGUUAAACAGUUCAGACUCUUGUUCUGGUCGAGUUGAACUUCAGUACUUCAGUAAAUGGGACUGGUUUGGAGAGGGAAGUGAAGAAACCUGGGCUGAUGUGUUUGAUUGUGACUGGAAUGAAACAAAACUCUCAGAAUGUUCCAUCUCUUCAUGGAGUCGAGCUGAAUGUUCUCACAGACGAGAUGUUGGAGUCAUCUGCUCUGGGGGAGACUGUGCAGGGAGGCUGGAGGUUUUUCACAGCGGCUCAUGGGGGACAGUGUGUGAUGACUCCUGGGAUAUUAAAGAUGCCCAUGUGGUGUGCAGACAGCUGCAGUGUGGAGUGGCCCUCAGUAACCAGCAGGUACCAGCCUGGUUUGGUCCUGGUUCUGGACACAUAUGGCUGGAUGAGGUGGAGUGUGAGGGGAAUGAGACGUCCCCGUGGAGCUGCUCUGCUUCAGGCUGGGGAAAACAUGAGUGUCAGCACAAGGAGGAUGUAGGAGUCGUGUGCUCAGAUUUUAAAGAGAUCAGGUUAACUGAGGGCUGUGAAGGGAAUGUGGAGGUUUUCUACAAUGGAUCCUGGGGUAAUGUGUGCUGGAACCAGAUGGACAGAGACACAGCGAGUCUGAUCUGUCAAGAGCUGAACUGUGGAAGAUCUGGUGAUUUUUCCGAUUCAGUAUCAAGAGUGAAAUCAGCUAUUAACUGGUUGGAUGAAGUGAAAUGUCGACCACAUGACUCAAAUCUGUGGCAGUGUCCAUCUUUACCAUGGGGACAAAAUGACUGUGAUGUGGAUGAAGUGGCCAAAAUCACCUGCUCAGAUCAUGUUCCUCUCAGACUGAGUGGAGGUAAGGGCCGGUGCUCUGGGAGGCUGGAGGUGUAUCAUAACGCUGUGUGGGGCUCAGUCUGUGAUGAUCAGUGGGACAUCAGCGAUGCUCAGGUGGUCUGCAGGCAGCUGGGUUGUGGAGCAGCACUGAGGGCUGAUGGGAAUUCAGUCUUUGGUGCUGGUGAAGGUGUUGUGUUGAUGAACAGAGUUGAGUGCAGAGGGAAUGAGAUUCACCUGUGGGACUGUCCUCUCUCCCUGAAAAACCACACUGACUGCUCCAACAAAGAGCACGCUGGACUCACCUGUGCAGAUGUAUCAGUGUCCACUACACCUGCCACAACAACAUCAGCUUCUCCUCCAGUUUCUCCUCCAGUGCGCUCAACAUCAGUCUCUCCUCCACAAACUCUCUCCGUCCCCCCAGUGCUUGUGAUUGUUCUGGAAGUUGUGCUCUUACUGCUCUUAGUGCCACUGCUAAUACUGAUUCAGCAGAACAGAGUGAUGAAGAGAGCUCUCUCUAAGAGGAGACACAGGACGAUGACUGAAGCCGUUUAUGAGGAGAUUCAGCACAGACACAAUCACUUCACUCAGAGGGAAUCUGUGGUAGGAGGCAUACCUUACUAUAAUGAUGUCACCACAGGUCCAACAGGUGACAUCUCAGCAAGCUAUGAUGAUGUUGUCAUCAUUAGACAGCUCUCCAAUAAUAAAUCAGAGGGAGAUCUGAAGGAGUAUGAUUAUGUCUGGUAG
This is a messenger RNA of Carassius carassius (crucian carp), 2331 nucleotides long. RefSeq names its product antigen WC1.1-like. Gene Ontology annotation, cellular component: membrane. Lineage: Eukaryota; Metazoa; Chordata; Actinopteri; Cypriniformes; Cyprinidae. The transcript is spliced from 17 exons. Bases 1 to 2331 code for a protein of 776 amino acids. The record is from RefSeq and is a predicted model, not a curated record.